Molecule: messenger RNA, 4971 nt
Organism: Aspergillus eucalypticola CBS 122712
Lineage: Eukaryota; Fungi; Ascomycota; Eurotiomycetes; Eurotiales; Aspergillaceae
Exons: 23
Coding region: 1-4971 (1656 amino acids)
Source: RefSeq, a predicted model, not a curated record
AUGCAGAGGCCGCAAAGUCAGGUGGGGAUUGAGGGCCCAUGUGCAUCUCAUCAGCCAGCAGCUAUGACCAUGACCGUGCAGGUGAGUGGCGCAGAGUUCAAGCUGGUUUCCCGGGCAGCCUUUCUGCCAAACCCAGAGAGGGCCGAAGUGUGUUCUUGUCCGUCUGUUGUCCGUCCCGCAGUUCCAGCGAACGGAACCGCUACCUUGUGGUUGUUAACCAGGCUCUGCGAUCGCAUCUAUCCGCUGAUUCCGUCUGACAUCUCGAUCAACCUCCGCGACCUCAAUUUCACUGCUAAUGCCUGGUUCCGGUCGCAGAUUUCCAUGCCGACUCCUGCCAACCCGCAGCGCCCCUCCAACCGUGGGGGAGGCACCAGAACAUCCCCGACCAAGAAACCGCUCGACAUUGGAGUACCCCUGGGCAUUUACGAUACAAAUUCAGUGCGAGCAAAGGGGGGCGGGGUAAUCACAGCCAAUGAUGGGGAGAAUUCAACAGCCGAUACCAACCCCAAAGUUGUCGAAGAUAAGGGAUCCGGUAGUUCCAAUGGCUCCGGAACGAGGAAACGCAGCAAAAGCACGCCUCGCAAACGACUGAACCGAACCCCUACCCAAACGCCUUCUUCCAGGCUCCCUCCGCCAAAACGCAUUGCCGAGUAUACCACAAAUGACCGUCUACGUUCUCCGCAGGGUGAUGAGGCGGAAGGUGCGCGGGAGGAUACAAUAUUGCCCUCUCCGGCUGCUAUAGCAUCCGACCUCGCGACAAGAGAACGGAGAAAAUCGAGGGCAUCUCGAGAUGCCGAGGAGGAGAGUGCGUCUCACAAUGGUUCUUCCAAGUCCAUUUCGCGACCUGCAACCGCCGACAAAACCCAUAGUGCAAAGACAAGGGACGGAGGACUGUACGAAGACUCCGAGCGACUACCCCGGGGUGCUGCACCUAGAGGCCGGGGAACGGUGAAGCCCCCCAAAGGCGGCAUAUUCUCCCAUAUGCUCGAUGAAUCAAAGAAGAUGUUCGCUAAACCGGAACCUCCGAAACCUAACCGAGGCGCUAAAAUAGAAGCAUGGCUUUCAGAGACGCCCGACCCGUUCGUGGAGGACAUGGAGCCCGAUAAGAAGGAUGCCGUGAAACAAGAGGAUCCUCCCCUUGCGAGCGAAACAUCGAAGAAGGAUGCUCCGCCAGCGCAGAGGAAAGAAGGCCCAACUACAAGCGAACAAUCAAAGACAGCUGAACAGAAAGCAGAGCCCAAGAAGGACAGCGCUACUUCGGACAAACACAAGUCACCUAUAGAACGUGAGGAGAAACCGCGGUCAUCCGGCGCCGAUAAGCUACCCGUUGGCAAACGACCCCAGACUGAGUCCCAACAGUUGUCAGAGGGUUCCGAAGUGUCUGCGAAUAAUGCACCGCCAUUUCCCACGACAGGGGCCCAUCCCCUCUCGACAAUCGCGUCUGUUGAAUCUAUGAGCACAACGAAGAAUGCUACAGGAUCAGGACAGGAUGCCGCAUCGGAAAAACGGGAGGCAGAGGACCAAUUUGACCCCAACUCACUUCCUGCAAUAUCCUCCCAGUUAAAGAGGCGCCUCACUACUCAUGAUGACUUGAUAUCGGUCCUAUCUGCUCCAAGUGGCCGGAGUAGAAGCCUUCGUCGCAUCACUACAGAAAACAUUCCUGACCUUUUAAAGGAGUUGGCUGCUGACGAGACCUUGGUCGGUGGUGUUAUUCCAGUCCUCUUGACAUGUGUGCUAUCAAAGUCCGAUUCUGCCAUUGCGGCUGGACUCUUUCGACCUUCUGCCGAUCCAAAGGAUGAGGUGAAUUUCAGCAAGCCCAUAGUUGACAUGGGAACGCUGCACAAGCGCAUUCCGCAGGAUGAUAGAGUACUGGGGUUUAAAGACGUCAUUGUCAACCUUGCGCCUCUUGAAGAAGGCGAGGCAGGCGACAAUACUGACACAAAGAGUCUGGAUGAGGGCAUGGCAAGGGAUGAGAACGGCGAUGUGGUGGAUAGUGAUGGUGAGAAGGUUGACGUGGCUUACCUUCUAAAGCGACCUCUCACCUUCAAAGGAAUCAAGACCAUUCAGCCAUCUCCCAAGGCCGAGGAUGUUGCUGCGGUGUAUCAGAGCCUUGUGACAGACGCCCGCCGCCGGGCGCGCGAGGAGAGAGCUAGGCUUGAGGAUGAAUCUGCUGCCAACGUUGACGCUACGCGUGCCAGAGAUCCUGCCACCCUGGGUGCACUUCCUGGAGUUACUGUUGACAGAAGCCGAAGAGUCCGGGCCCGCGAUUUCUUCAAUCUUUCCUUGUACCACACAACUGGCCAGAUCAUUGACUGCCGCGCAGAGCUCCUCUUAAGAGACGGAGUUGCUGGGAAUAAGGCAGGCGGAGAUCUACUAAUCUGCGAAAUUGAUCAUACAGAUCGUUGGUUGCUAUUCCCUCCCAUCGAGGUUGGCCGUGUCUCUGCUCGCAACGGCGACGUGAAGGGCGAGAUCGUGGUCAUGCUACGCAGUGGCCCGAACCAUACCAAAUCCUGGCAAGAACUGCUUGUGCUUCAAAUUGAUGAAGAGGAUAUUGGAUUUGAAUGGGUUCAGAUGCUGGGCUCGAAUCCUCUCCCACCGGCUAUCUGUAGAACCCAGAGCUUCAUUGACAGGACCAAGCGCCAACGAGCAAAAACCAUAUCCUCAGCCAACGAAGCCUCUCAGGCACAAAAAGCCCCACCAAGUCCUUCAAAUGUCAAUGUUCCUAUCGGAGAGAAGCCUACUUCUCGUACCUUGCGUCGAUCCUUGACCCCUAAGGACCAUCUUUCAGACCCAAGUACCGUGAGCUCCUGGAUCAGUGAGGCCCGUACUUCACUGCAAAGUGCAGUAACUCCAGAAUCGGACUAUGCUAUUGGUGAUGAGUUAUCGAUCAAGUCCCCGCCUCCGCAAUCUAUAUUGCAUGCCAGGGAACCCCGAAAAAGCUUCACGGCCGAUGAUAGACCUUCCCCCGCCCUCAAACGGACAAAGGCCAAGAGGGUCAACAGAAAUGGAGAGAUCAUUCCUUCUAGCCCUACCACACCAACAGACUCAAGCUUGGAUCGAGGAGUCCAUCCAGUCCACGAGGAAGCCAAACGCUCAGAAGAGAAGAAACCCAAGCAGCAGCAGCAGCAGAACCCGAAAACUCCAACGAAGAGUACCCCUGAACAGAGUUCUCCCCGAGUGUCUUCCGUGCCGUCAAUGGAUCUUCCUCUAAUCCCGAAACUCAGAAAGGGCAGCAGUCAGACAUACAUCUCGGACUCUUUGGCGUCCACCGAGGACGACGAUUUUCCUCCUGUGGAAUAUGAUGACGUCCCCGAAACUCCUAGCAAGCACAAGAAUCAUUCUCGCCAGCACUCGGGAUCGGACCAGGUUGACGAAGAUGAGUCCCCUCCACCUCCGCCGACUCAUUCUCGGUCACCGAGUUCCAUUGGCUCCAGCCUACCAAAUACCCCUGUGCUUAGCCCUAGUGGUGUGCGGACUAGACGCCGUGGCUCCUCGCCCCUAAAGCAUGAAUAUGAACCGUCUACUGCUUCGGAUUCGUACUCAGAUUCUGAUACAUCCACUGUGCGUCGAUAUGAAGUGCAUUCGGGCUCCGAGUAUUCGGACACGGACAGCUCGGAUGAGUCAGGGGAUGAGCACGCAUCACUGCCACCGUUCGAAGCUCCUACCAAGCCAAAGGCCCAGGCUCCAGAAACCACGUCCGCUAGUAGCUCUCUGUCACUGUCCAACUCGGCCUCUCAGGGCGGAUAUAGAUCCGUUCCUUCGCAACCGAGCAAGUCGUCCACAGUGAUUGCAUCGGUCUUCGCCUGGUCAGAGAAGGGCUCAUGGGAUAGCAUCUUCCCCGAUGAUUGCAAGGUCAUAGUCAGUCCUGGGCUCAUCGAAGCAUAUGACGUGGGUAAUGCACCAGCCGGGAAGGAGGAAGAUGACAGCAACACGAAGAAAGCACGCCCGCUGAUUGCCCUUGAGCUCACACCCCUUGUGCCUAUCCGUCGCGGCACAGCCAUUGACAUAAGUAUUCGCUCCCCUCCGACCAAAAGGUCCAAGAUCAAUUGGAGCAACAACAUCAUGUUUCGAUCUCGAAACGCCGACGAUUGCGAAUUCCUAUACGGCCUCAUCAACCAAGCGCGUAUCAACAACCCAACCUACAUAGCCCUACAGAAUGCCCGAGGACCUCACGCAGAGCAGCCAGCGCCCGUGGAAUCACCAACGAAGAAUGGUGGGUUGUUCGGCUGGCCACGACGCAGGCGAAGCUACCGUGCAUCUAUUUCCCCACGGUCGGUUGCCGACCACUCUGAGAGUAGCGUAGGAACUAUGAGCAGUGCAUUCUCAGCACUGAAGCGGUUCGGAGGGGGAAGCAAGAUGUUUAACAUCUCUCGUUCCUCGCUUACCUCUCGCGAUGGGCAGAAUGAAGACAGCUUGUACUCAAGCUCCAUUGGUUCCGGAUCGAAUGCCUCUCCCUCAUCCGGCAUUGGUCGUAUCGCAGCCGCCAUCAAAGGUAGUGAUGGUAUUGGUCUGUCCAACGCCAAGAUUCGACUUUACUUGCGUGAAACUCAAUCCAAGUGGCGCGAUAUGGGUGCUGCAAGACUAACGAUUAUGCCUGCGCCCUCAGCACCUCGUGCUCCUGAUACGGCCAGUGGGCGCGGAGAUGCCAGCAGCGUUGCAGAAGGAGCCGAAGAUACUUCCCCAGCAUCUGGAUCCGGUUCUCCCCGACGCGGAGCGGAGCCCGAGAAACGCAUUCUUGUCCGAGGCAAGACUCGCGGCGAGGUCCUCCUUGACGUCUGCCUAGGCGAAAGCUCUUUCGAGCGUGUUGCUCGAACCGGUAUCGCCGUGUCCGUCUGGGAGGAAAACGAAGGCGGAGCUAUGCCCAAGAAGGGCGGUGUUACUGUCGGUAGCUCCAAGAUCUAUAUGAUCCAGAUGAAGAGUGAAGCCGAAGCAGCAUACACCUUCGGACUUGUCGGGAAGCCCAAAUACUAA